Molecule: messenger RNA, 2280 nt
Organism: Chara braunii
Lineage: Eukaryota; Viridiplantae; Streptophyta; Charophyceae; Charales; Characeae
Source: the annotation of a GenBank genome assembly
GGUAUUUUCGCUCGUCGGCGCUGCUCCGGUGGCCGCCGACCGGAUCCGGCGUUUCCGACCGUGCGUUCGUGCCAAAUCCUUUCCCAGCGGGUCGGUAUAUUCGAUUGCUUGCGCCCUCUUGCCCGCUGCCUCGGCUUGCUCUGCGCAUACAGGGCUCCUACCCUCUUGGUACAUUUCUCCCAACUGUGCGUUUGCAUCGUCUAGCCCUCUCCCGCGCCAGCCUCGACGUCUGUGAAGCCUGUCAACAAGUCACUCUGCUCAAAUCGAAAGGGGGCGUAGGCAGCAAACGAAACUCUCCGCGAAGGAGCGAAUUUGGGCGGGCUGUUGGGCGGGCGGGCGAGAGAGAGAGACAGAGAGAGAGAGAGAGAGAGAGAUGGAAGAUCUAUAGAUGACUGUGAGUUUGGGCGGGAUUUGAUUCAGUCCGCCGAUCGGUCCAAUGGCGGUGCUCCUGAGCGGCAGAGGUAGGAGGUGCUUAUUGAAUUUGAUUAGAACCGCUGAUAAUUUGAUUAGAACCGCUGAUAAACAAUGUUUUUUGGCGGGAAUUAGUUCCCCGAGCGGCGGGUCGGCAGCGAAUCGGAACUGCGAUAUCAGGUGGUAUACCCACGACGAGUCUCGCUUUCGGCCGUCGGAUUCGCCCCGUUCGCGAACGUUGCACGAGGAGAGGAGGGCUUGCGAUGUGCAGGGCCAUGAUUGGUUCACGUCCGAAGGACACGUGUCCAUUGUCGAUGCCGUCGCUGGAGCCAAUCAGAGACUGCUGGUUCAUUGGUGGCCAGCACACCCCGCAUCAAGGGAGGAGGCAUUUGCGCUACCGGUACUGCGGAAUCAAGGAUGGAGAAAGAAAGGUGGUGGGCUUGUAGCGAGGAACUUCUUUAGGGGUUUUUCUUCAGAUGUAAAGAGUGGGGAGAAGGAGGAGGAAACGGAGACCAUAGCUGUGACUUUCGUGAACAAGGAUGGGAGUGAAGAGAAGUUGCGCGUCCCCUUGGGUAAGUCUAUGCUGGAAGCAGCGCAUGAGAAUGACAUAGAGUUAGAGGGUGCUUGCGAGGGCUCUCUGGCGUGUUCCACUUGCCAUGUCAUCGUUACUGAUGAGGAAUAUUAUCGCAAGAUGCCGGAGCCAACGGAUGAAGAGAAUGAUAUGCUUGACCUUGCAUUCGGGUUGUCGGACACAUCGCGCCUUGGAUGCCAGAUCAUCGCGAAGAAGGAGAUCGACGGGAUCCGGUUAGCUAUCCCGGCCGCCACACGCAAUUUCGCCGUUGAUGGACAUGUGCCCAAGCCGCAUUAAGAAGGGCGAACAAGAGAGAGAGUGACUAAUACACACACACACACACACACACACACACACACACACACACACACACACACACACAGAGAGAGAGAGAGAGAGAGAGAGAGAGAGAGAGGGGAUCCGGUUAGCUAUCCCGACCGCCACACGCAAUUUCGCCGUUGAUGAACAUGUGCCACAUUAAGAAGGGCGAAGGAGAUAGGGUGACUAAUCCACACACAGAGAGAGAGAGAGAGAGAGAGAGAGAGAGAGAGAGAGAGAGAGAGAGAGAGAGAGAGAGACGGGAUCCGGUUAGCUAUCCCGGUCGCCACACGCAAUUUCGCCGUUGAUGGACAUGUGUCCAAGCCAUAUUAAGAAGGGGGAAGGAGAGAGAGUGACUAAUCCACAGAGAGAGAGAGAGAGAGAGAGAGAGAGAGAGAGAGAGAGAGAGAGAGAGAGAGAGAGAGAGAGAGAGAGAGAGAGAGGAUUGAUCAACCUUGCGUUUUCUUGGUGGUUUUGCUUUUUUUCUUUUUUUCGUUUUAAUUCAUCUUGGUCGUGUUUGCUUAGGAAAUAGGAAGGGGGAGGAGCGUAAGUGGGGGUGUGUUGAUCGAUGCUGGCGGCUGCCGGGAGUCGAGCCUUAUGUUUGCUUGUUCUGUUUUGGGUUCUUUAUUCCCCUUUAGUUAGGAUUAGUAUGUACUCAUGGCUAUGAUGGCAAAAUUCACUAAUGAGUGAUUGUUGCAAAGAGAAGAACGUCUCGCUGCGGUGAUGCGAAGUAACUGAAAAAUUGGACCCGCCGAUUGUUUUUGCGUUACGUCCUUCUCUUAUUGACUGUAAUCUGGUUCUGAAGGCGGCAGCUUCUCUUCGUUCCCCUCCCCGCACGGUCGCCUGCUAAUGGCUUUGUCGCACUUAUUUAAGGGAAGUUGGGUGGGCGAGAGGUUGCACGACCAAUUGAAAAAGGCAACGAACAUCUCGUUGUCUGUUCAGCGAAAAAUUCCGAUCAUCAACAAAUGUGGAUGUUUCAG